This is a messenger RNA of Maniola jurtina (meadow brown), 3220 nucleotides long. RefSeq lists its product as uncharacterized. The transcript is spliced from 11 exons. The record is from RefSeq and is a predicted model, not a curated record. Gene Ontology annotation, biological process: positive regulation of apoptotic process; protein phosphorylation; intracellular signal transduction. Bases 248 to 3115 code for a protein of 955 amino acids. Gene Ontology annotation, cellular component: nucleus. NCBI's taxonomy places the organism in Eukaryota, Metazoa, Arthropoda, Insecta, Lepidoptera, Nymphalidae. Gene Ontology annotation, molecular function: protein serine/threonine kinase activity; ATP binding.
CGAGAGGUAUUAUGCCGGAUUCAAAGACACGUAGGUAUGUCCGAGUGACUCGUUUUACGUUUACCACUUCCACAGGCACUCGUGUGCCGAACCUCGUGCGGAGAGUGGCUUGUGUGUCCACUUUUUCAAACAACUACUGAGUGACCAUUGGUUUCAACAUUAAGUUUCAUAAGACUGAUCCUGAUAUACCUGACUGAUGAAAACAGAGUUUAAGAUUAUUGUCUCAUAGAAAUUAUUUAUUUCAAAUAUGAAUGAUAAUAAUAGAUUGACAAGUAUGGUAGUAGAAGAGCCUUUACGUGAUAUUGUAACUGAGGAAUUCACGUCUAUUGUGUUUGAAUGUAAAGUAAGUGACUGUUCUAGAAGUUGCAUCUCGUAUAAUUGGUAUAAAGACGGUAAACAAAUCGAAGCCUCCCGCAGAAUUAAAAUAAGCUACGAUGGAAAAUGGCAUAGACUAGAUAUUACAUCAGUUACUUGUAAAGAUUAUGGUGUUUACAUUAUUUUACUGAAAAACAAUUUCAAUGAAAUAUUUUCCAAAGCAAAUCUUUAUGUCAAAGAAAUGAGAAACAAGCAUGGCCACGAUGUUCUCUACAUUAGUCCAAAGUCUCAAAGUUUUAAUGUUACAAGCCAUUUAAGGUGUACGAAAGUAUUAGUAGGUGAUACUAUAGAGUUAGAAGCAACCUUUAAUUCCGAUAUCUUAGAUGACUACUUAUGGUUCAAAAGUAAUCAACCGUUACUUCCAAAUGAACGUAUGAUUAUACUGAAUGAUACAAGAAUGACUACACUUUCUAUAUUGUGUGCCAAAGAGACUGACACCGGUAUUUAUCACGUGGUAUGUAAAUCUGAAUAUUGUGUCGCGUCAAGUAUUGCAAGUGUGGUGGUAAUAAAUACCAACCUCGUUACAUUAAAUACUAGUGAAAUCACCCCAAGUAUAGAUGAACCUCUGCCAGAGGAACUAGAAGUUAAUAUAGGUGAGGAAGGGAGGCUCAUGUGUAAAGUCACUUAUGACGUUAACACUGUAAUUCAAUGGUUUAAAAAUGGAGUAAAACUAGAAGAAUGUGAUAACAUAGCAAUUGAAUAUUACAACAACAGAUAUACUUGUUUAAGAAUAAAAAACACUUGCAUGAAAGAUGGUGGAGAGUACUCUAUUCUAAUGCGAGAUGAAAUAACUGGACACACAGACACAUCCACCUGCUUUUUAACUAUAAAUCAUUCUCCUGCAGACACAUUGAAUUCAGUUCAAUUAAAGACACCAUUACAGCCGAUUGUAGCUUCUAUCGGAUCUAUGAUAACAAUGAAUUGUAGUUUCGUUCUGGAUGAUUCAAAAUAUUACUAUGUGGUUUGGUAUAUUGGCCAUUACAGAGUAGAACGCACAAAUCAUCGAUUUCACGUAGCAAGCAGUGGUGGAGAUUUUUUCUUAUUUAUUAAACAAAUAGUGCCUGGCAUGUCGGGUGAAGUCACUUGUGAACUUCGUAGAGCCUUACCUAAUAGAAAAUCAGUUAGAAUAAAUAGCGUUGCAACAAAUUUAACCAUCGUGCCGCCCGCAGUUAUUGAUCACAAAGUAGUAAAAUUGAAUAAUAUAACUUUCAAACGUAAUAUCUUCAACGCUGGAAAUUCCAAACUCAGUAUCCCUGUUAAUAAUACGAAACCGUUUUCAAAUGGAAUCCAAAAACCCGUAAUUUCUACAAAUGGUUCAAAUCUUCGUAAAGAAGAAAUGGUGAUCACAUAUUGCAGACUGGAUGAUGACAAUUUUUAUUUAGAUAUUACAACUAGCGAUGAUGAAAUUAAUCAUUUUAACCACGUAUCACUCUACGAAAACUAUGUCUUUUAUGACAAUUCUAAAUCCAAGUCUCAGAUUGUGAUUGUGGAAUGGUCCAACACAAUAGUAAAUAGUACAGGAUUCAACGAACCGAAGAAAAAAUGGUAUAAAAUUGAAUUUAGAAAAGCAAGUGACGAAUUUGUUGAAGCAGGUGUUUCAAGCGUACCGAUGCUAGAGUUGAAAGAUCCUCCGUUGGAACAAGUUAUGAAAUUUCGUAUAACUUUGGCAGAAUCGUUACACAAUGCUAACGAAUCAAGAGUUUGUAUAUCACCAGUCGUUCAAGAAUUACAAAGAAUGAACAAGCAAUGCGAGCUCAAACCAAUAGAAGAGUUUAAUUCAAUCUUUACAAAAACCGGUGAUUUAAUUGGGUGUGGUGCAUUUGGAAGUGUAGUUCUUGUUCGAAAUAAUGAAGGAGAAUUUUAUGCUGCUAAAAUAUUGAAAACAAGGACACAAAAAAAAAGAGAUACUGCUUUAAGAGAAUAUGAAAUGAUGAAAAGAUUAAGUCAUCCAAAAUUAGUGGAACUUCAUAGUACGUUUACAGCAAAAGAAUCUUUUAUCUUAGUGAUGGAUUACCUUUGGGGUGGUGAGCUGUUCGACAGAAUAGUAGAAGAAGAACACAUUAAAGAACUUGACGUAGUACCUUACGUGAGACAAAUCUGUGAAGCUUUACAAUAUUUACACAGUUACAAAAUAGUUCAUUUAGAUUUAAAACCGGAGAAUAUUAUUUGCCUCAGCCCGAAUUCUCGACAAGUGAAAAUUAUAGAUUUCGGUUUGGCCAGAGUUUUAGACGAUAGUCAAGUGAGAGCUAUCUACGGAACCAGAGACUAUGUUGCACCAGAAGUAUUAAAUUUCGAACAGUUGACUUUAGCCUGUGAUAUGUGGAGUUUAGGUGUGGUUACUUAUAUGCUACUGUCAGGGGUUAUGCCCUUCAGUGGAGAUAGCUGGCCCGAGCGAUCAGCAAACAUCACAAAAGCGAACUAUAAUUAUCACGAAUCAGCAUUUAAAGAUAUAUCAGAUUCAGCCAAAGAUUUUGUUGACAACCUUCUUAUAUUACAACCCGGAAAACGUAUGAAAGCACCCGAUGCUUUAAAUCAUAGAUGGAUAGUCGAAGGGCCUCCUAAAGGUGCAAAGGCUGGGCACAUGAAACGAACCAGGCAAAAUUUGAAGUCCUAUUUAGCUAAUAAUAGGGCUAGAUGGCAAAAAGCUGGUAACGUUAUGAUAGCGGCGCAUCGCCUACGCAAUGCGGGCAGUCAAAGGAACACAUUGGAGUCUGACCGCGUCUCACCUAGAGUGACUUAGCUGCAAUUUCAGUGAAAACACCAACGCCUGCAAGUAAAGAAGACCAUACUAUGCUCGUUCUGUGGCUAAAGUUUUUUGGCAAAUAAUAAAUCCGAAAAUAUCAUU